This is a messenger RNA of Nicrophorus vespilloides, 1950 nucleotides long. Its product is annotated as DDB1- and CUL4-associated factor 11. The record is from RefSeq and is a predicted model, not a curated record. Gene Ontology annotation, biological process: proteasome-mediated ubiquitin-dependent protein catabolic process. Gene Ontology annotation, molecular function: protein binding. Gene Ontology annotation, cellular component: Cul4-RING E3 ubiquitin ligase complex. The coding region runs from base 242 to 1774 and encodes 510 amino acids. The transcript has 10 exons. Lineage: Eukaryota; Metazoa; Arthropoda; Insecta; Coleoptera; Silphidae.
UGGUCCCAAAGGUUGGUACUACCUGUUGUCAGUAAAACGUAAUUCAGGAAAAUCCAGGGAAAAUGUGUAUAAGGGCUGUUGUUUUUUUUUGUCAAUCAUAACUUUUCAUCCCUUUAUGGACGUAACAUACAUUAAUUACUCGUGGACAGUGUUCAAAAAAGCAAUUCACAUAGAAUCAAGUGAUAUUCUUGACUCCAACUUGCCCCCCUUUCCUUUCUAGACAUUUUAUUAUUACAAAAUCAUGGGAGAUUAUAAUGAUUCCUCUGCAUCAAGUUCUCUAUCCGGUGAUGAUGAGUCUGAGGCUACCUAUUAUGCAGAGAUAUUCCAGAGACUGCUGAGUAGAUACACCAACAAUAGAUUGCCUGUUUGUUAUGAUGCAAAUUCUGAUUACUACAGUGGAGGACCUCCCAAAUUGAAGCACAAACCCAAUACAAUGAAACUAGAUGCCAGUGAUUUCUACUAUUCAACCAAAUUGAAUACAACCAGCACAAAUAAACGACGAAAUUUGAGACCUGUACCAAACACUGCCUCUUUGCUAUCAAACAGAGAAAUUGGGCAGUUACCCAAUAAUCAUUUCUCUAGAGCCAGCAGGUGUCAAAUUUAUAAUAACUAUUUACCAAAUAAAAUGGAGAAAAUGGACACCUAUAGAGACAAAGUAUUCUGCGGGCAGUUUUCAAAAGAUGGAAAAUAUUUUAUUACUGCAGCUCAAGAUAAGCAAAUUCGUGUCUAUAAAACUGAUGGUGGAAAAUAUACACUGUUCAGGGAAUUUCAAGCCAGAGAUAUAGGGUGGAGUAUAAUCGACGUUGCAUUCAGUCCUAAUGGAGAGGAGUUUGUUUAUUCCACUUGGUCGACAACCUUGCAUAUAUGUUCAGUGAACGGCGAUCCGGAGAAACAAGAACCACUGUGCCUUUUAAAUAGCGUACGCCGCUUCUGUACAUUCUCGUUAUCUUUUAGUUCCGAUGGAAAGGAAAUCAUGGGUGGAGCCAACGAUGGAAUACUUUACAUUUAUGAUAGAGAAGCUAAGGCUACAACCGUGAAGAUUUGUGCCCAUGAAUUCGAUGUGAACAGCGUGGCGUUUGCGGACGACUCCUCGCAGAUUAUUUACAGUGGGAGCGAUGAUGGUUUAAUCAAAGUGUGGGAUCGAAGAACGUGGAUCGAUGAAAACGAUCCGAAACCAGUUGGAAUGUUGGCAGGUCACAUGGAUGGUAUAACGUACAUAUCUUCUAAGGGUGAUGGAAGACAUUUGAUUUCCAAUAGCAAGGAUCAGAGCAUAAAGUUAUGGGAUGUUCGCGUGUUUUCAAGUGAUUGCGCAGCUGAAAACACGUUGCGAGCUGUACACUCGCAGUCCUGGGAUUACAGGUGGCAAGGCGUACCGAAAAGACUGUAUAACACUAAGGAUAGACUGGAUGGAGAUACUUCUGUUAUGACGUACAGGGGUCAUAUAAUUACUAGAACUUUGGUGCGAUGCAAGUUUUCUCCUGUGGAAACUACAGGACAGAGGUUUAUUUACACAGGUUGUGGGGGAGGUAGGCUAGUCAUUUACGACGCAUUGACGGGAAAAAUUAAAAUGGACGAAAGGGAGCAUACAUCUUGUGUACGAGACGUUUCUUGGCAUCCGAGUAAAAAUGAAAUAUUAACUUCUUCAUGGGAUGGUAGUGUAGGUAGAUGGUAUUACUCAACCAAGGAGACAAGCAGUGAGAAGAGGAAAAGUCCGUUUCUAAGACGUAGCGAUAGGAUUGCCUCCAAGAAGAGACGAGAGCAGGAAGUGAAAUAGACUUAACGAAAUACAGAUGAUACGGAUUGUCGUGCAGAACAUGAAAUAAUAUUAUUUUCAUCCGUAAUAAUAUACAAGAUAUUGUUCUCCCAGAAAUGAUAAAAAGUUACCGAAUAGACUGUUGCUAUAUGUAUAUAUUAGUUGUUAAUAUUUUAACAGUGUUGCAAAUAUAUAAA